GUUUCUCUUGUUCUUCGUUCUUGUUGUGGUCUCGACGUGGAUGGAUCUAUUUAUAUAUCUACUUCGAUUUUAUUUUGGAACCACACAUAUUCUACUCGCCUCUGAGCAUAUAUAUCUUGCUCAUUGGUACUCUUUGUCUGGCGGGUGAAGCACACGCUUAUAUAGAUAAAUACAACAAGGAAUAUAUACAAGUCGGUGACCAUUAUGUAAUGCGACGGGGGCUGCUCCAGCAUAUAUAAUACCAACAACGACCUCCCGAAGACCGAAGAUCGCCAUGGACUUGUUGGUGUUUCUAACGGCGGCCGCCCAUCUGGUGUACACACCCUUCACCAAGGUGGAGGAGAGCUUCAAUCUGCAGGCCAUGCACGACAUUCUGUACCUGCGCAACAACUUCUCGCAGUACGAUCACCAUGAGUAUCCUGGGGUGGUGCCUCGCACAUUCAUUGGACCUCUGGUGGUGUCCAUGCUUUCCGCGCCGUUUGUGCUGCUCUUCGAGACGCUGAACGUUAAUAAGUUCUGGGCGCAAUAUGUAGUGCGCCUUGUCCUGGCCGGAGCCAUAUCUGUGGCGUGGACUAAUCUGCGGCAAGCCGUGACCAGGAUCUAUGGCGUAGAGGUGCGGCUGUGGUUCACCGCCAUAACAAUUACGCAGUUCCAUUUCAUGUUCUACAUGACACGGCCGUUGCCAAACAUUUUUGCCCUGCCCAUUGUGCUCUAUGCUAUUUCCUAUUGGCUGCGCGACCAACACAAGCCGUUCAUCGUAUGCUCUGGCGUCGCCAUCCUCGUCUUUCGCUCCGAGUUGGCACUAUUUUUGGGUUUCCUGCUGGCGAUCAGCCUGCUGCAGCGCAAAUUCUCCAUUGACGGGAUGCUGAAGAUUGCUCUGCCAGCAGGUAUUUGCAUUUUGGCGGCCACCGUGCUGGUGGACUCGUUCUUCUGGCGCCGCCUGCUGUGGCCCGAGGGUGAGGUUCUUUGGUACAAUACCAUUCUCAACAAGAGUUCCAACUGGGGCACAUCGCCCUUCCUGUGGUACUUCUACUCGGCCCUGCCCCGGGCCAUGGGUGCAUCCUUGGUGUUUGUGCCCAUCGGCAUUGCCCUGGAGCCACGUAUUCGACCCUUGGCCCUGUCAGCUCUGGCCUUUGUGCUGUUGUACUCCAUAUUGCCCCACAAGGAGCUGCGAUUCAUCAUAUACGUGUUCCCAGUUCUCAAUAUAACGGCAGCCUGCGCCUGCCAACGCAUUUGGAUGAACAGCGCCAAGUCGACGUGGCAUAGUUUCCUGGCUCUCGCCUCUGCAGCUCACAUCCUCCUGAACGUCGGCAUGACGGUCUUCUUGCUUGUCAUCUCGGGCACCAACUACCCGGGCGGAGCGGCCCUUUCUCGGUUGCAUCGCCUGGAGGCUGGCGCCUCGAAUGUCUCCGUGCACAUUGCCAACCUGGCCGCACAGAGCGGCGUUUCACGCUUCAUGGAAAUACGCGAUGAGUGGACCUACAGCAAGGACGAGUCAAUGAAUUAUACUCAAGCGGAGCUGAAUCGAUUCACCCAUCUCCUGAUUGAGGCCAAAAAUAAACAGAAUACGGAGCUCUGGUCAUCGCUCCAAGAGGACUUUGAUAACCUGGAGUUUGUUGACUGCUUUAACAGCAUCGGCAUCCAGUACAACUCCCUGCUUCCUGUGAGAAUCAAAACGAAGCCGUGCAUUGGAAUCUUAAAGAGACGGCCGGCGCCUCCCAAGGAAAACUCCAAAAUCAAAGAUAGAAAGGUAAAACCUGCUGCUUCCCUCGUUGAGGAGAAGCCCAAAUUGAAAGAGAAGAAGAAGGUGAAGGCUGCUCCAGAACCCGAAAAGGAGGAAGUAUCACCCAUAACGGCGAAGGAAACUCCAAGGGAAAGAGAGAAACCAAAGGGUAAACCAAGCUUGGAUUUCGAUGACGACGAUGGCAUUGUCGCCACGGUGGAGGAGAUGUCCCUAGAACUGGACUACAUUGAGCAGCUCAAAGAUGAGGCAGAACCAGAACCCGUCGAGACGCCAGCCAAGGAGAUAAACUUCCAGGAGCUUCGGAAUCUCGCCAUGGGACAAACGACUAAGAAAUCGAGAGCCGCUACCAAGCUGAAAAUACGUAAGAUCAUUGAGCAGCAUUACCGGGCCAAGGGAAAGCAAAUCGAAAACGAUUCCGCGGAGCAGGCGCCAAAGAACCCCCAGGGAGACACUGGCGGGCGUGCCGGUGUUCGGCAGUCCGUUAAGUCUAUCAUCAAACAGGAGAAGAUCAAGGAGAUGAUUGAGCAGAUUGCCACCAUGGACCUGACCCGCAUUUGCGAUCUGGAAAAGACAUCAACCAAGGACUGUUUAAAACAGGUUAUUGACAAAAUAGACGAUAGCGAGAGCGUGAAAACCAAAUGACAAAAAUUGUCAUCUUUUGAACUGUUUUGAAUUAAAGAUUGUAAGAGUUUGUAAAAAGAAAAUAAAAACCAGAUUAUAUUUGUAAAAA
Drosophila kikkawai is the source of this 2474-nucleotide messenger RNA. Lineage: Eukaryota; Metazoa; Arthropoda; Insecta; Diptera; Drosophilidae. The record is from RefSeq and is a predicted model, not a curated record.